Cetraspora pellucida is the source of this 1914-nucleotide messenger RNA. The record is from the annotation of a GenBank genome assembly. NCBI's taxonomy places the organism in Eukaryota, Fungi, Glomeromycota, Glomeromycetes, Diversisporales, Gigasporaceae.
AUGCAUUCAAUCAUUACGACGUGUACUAUUGUAUUCUUAUACUGGCUUAUUUUUUCAGUAUCAGUGGAGAAUGCGCAGGAGGCUAGUAAGCAAACACAGUCCACACCGAAUUGUUUCUCAAUGGAUUGUAUGAAUAAAUAUCAACGUUAUUUACUUUUAAGAAGAACAAAAUGGAAUACCAUUAAAGAAAAUAAAACAAUUACCGAACUCGAUAAAAAAGCCGAAAUAGACUUGAUAAAUGAUGAACUUUUACAAGCAGAGGGGUUCAAAAAUUUGACAUUUGGAUUAAUCAACAUUUUUGACAAACUAAUCAAUGAUAGUUAUUCGAUCGAGGUGUCAAAUUCUUUCUAUGGAGAAACUUUACUGCUUAUUUCAAAAUUUUAUUAUAAUACUUUGAAAACUAGUGGCUCGGAUUUUUUGCAGAAAAUGUGGAACCAAAAUGUAAAUGAGGGUGAUCAUGAGCAUGAAGCGAUAACGGAUGAUGAUGAUAGCUAUGAACAUGGUCGUCAUCGCGAAAAUAUGGCUUCUGACCUAGUUAAUAACUUUCUGCAAGAGGUAGGCGUUGAAGCAGAUCGUUUGGAGAAGAACAUGCAUAAUCAUAAGUUUACAGAUAAUUCUAAGAUGCAUGGGUCUCUUGAUAUGGUUGUCAAAUUAGAAGAUGAAGACGAAGAUGGAAAAAAACAAAGUAUUGAAUUGUCUCAAAGUGAAGAAUCGCGCCAUCAUAGUUCUAACAAAGUAAUGAUGCUAGUUGAUCGUGAUAAUAACGAAUACAUUCUUAUGAGGCCAAAUGAUUUGUCUAUGUUCUAUGAAGUUGCUGGUUGUGUUCUCGGUCCUGCUGGAUUCAAUAUGACUCAGGAGCUUAUUCAAACAGAAACUCUUUCGCAAUUUGGCGUUAUUUUUAUUGUUUUUAUGUUAGGAUUGGAGUUUUCGUUUAAUAAGCUUAAGUCAAUAUGGCAAUUUGCACUAGGCAGUGUUACUAUGAUCUUCGCUUUAAUCGUUAGUCUGUCGGUUUUUAUAGGAUUUGUUAUAGGUGCUAAGACAAAUGAGGCAAUUUUUGUAGGCGCAUGUGUGUCGCUCUCAAGUACAGCUAUUGUGAAAAGAUUAAAUUGCAAAGAGCUUGAGUCGUUACACGGUGUACUUAUAGUACAAGAUAUUUUAUUUGGGGCUUCGCUGCACGCUUUUUCCAAAACUGACAUUGAAGUUAUAUUGACAGCAGGACACUUGAUACUGUCCAUGGUACUAUUUUGCAUAUUUAGUCUUCUAGUUGCAAAUUUACCUAUUUCUUGGAUUUUAAAAACUAUUAAAGGGUCCAAUAAGCAUGAGCUUUUUCUCCUUGGAUCCAUAUCUUUAUGUCUUAUAAUGUCACAUGUUUCAUUUAUGCUUGGACUGGGUGUUGAAAUUGGAUGUUUUAUAGCAGGCAUAUUGAUUAGCAACCACAAAUCUAUAGCCGAAUCUUCUAUCACACUUGUAGAACCAGUCAAAGACAUAUUUUCAUGUCUUUUUUUCUCAAGCAUUGGGCUUCACGUAUAUCCGAGCUUCUUUAUUAAUGAAGGAAUAUUGUUAUUUAUUCUAACAAUCUGCGCAAUAGGAUUUAAAUUCGUUAUUUGUAGUGUAACUUUAAUGGUAUUUGGACACACUUUUGAGCGUGCCACCACAAUGGCUAUUGGGCUGUCUCAGAUAAGUGAAUACGUUUUUAUCCUUUCCAGCCGUGCCAAAAGUCUUGAAAUUAUAUCAAGGGAGGUUUACUAUGUAAUUUUAGCAGUAACUUCUCUAACUCUAAUAGUUACGCCUAUAUUAUGGAAUACGAUAUAUAAAAGACAGAAGGAUAUUCCAAUAGGAGGUUAUCGAUUGUUAACAAAUGAUUCUGAUCUCACAAUAUCAUUACCAACAAAUAACAUAGGAAAAGCAGAAUAA